Grammomys surdaster is the source of this 3559-nucleotide messenger RNA. It is a transcript of the gene Ipo9, whose product is annotated as importin 9. The record is from RefSeq and is a predicted model, not a curated record. Bases 43 to 3168 code for a protein of 1041 amino acids. Gene Ontology annotation, molecular function: small GTPase binding. The transcript has 24 exons. Lineage: Eukaryota; Metazoa; Chordata; Mammalia; Rodentia; Muridae. Gene Ontology annotation, biological process: protein import into nucleus. Gene Ontology annotation, cellular component: nuclear envelope; cytosol.
GCGGGUCUCGGCCGCGGGGCUGGCGGGCUGAGGGGAGGAAAGAUGGCGGCAGCGGCGGCAGCUGGUGCGGCUUCUGGGCUGCCGGGUCCAGUGGCACAGGGAUUGAAAGAGGCUUUGGUGGAUACCCUCACUGGGAUCCUGUCCCCCGUGCAGGAGGUGCGGGCGGCUGCAGAGGAGCAGAUUAAGGUGCUGGAGGUGACAGAGGAAUUUGGUGUUCACCUGGCAGAGCUGACUGUAGAUCCUCAGGGGGCACUGGCAAUCCGUCAGCUGGCAUCAGUCAUCUUGAAACAGUAUGUGGAAACUCACUGGUGUGCCCAAUCAGAGAAGUUCAGACCUCCGGAAACUACAGAAAGGGCAAAAAUUGUUAUCCGGGAGCUAUUACCCAAUGGGUUGAGAGAAUCAAUAAGCAAAGUGCGCUCUAGUGUGGCCUAUGCUGUAUCUGCCAUUGCCCACUGGGAUUGGCCUGAAGCCUGGCCCCAACUCUUCAACCUGCUUAUGGAGAUGUUGGUGAGCGGAGACUUAAAUGCCGUCCAUGGAGCCAUGCGUGUGUUGACAGAGUUUACUCGAGAAGUGACAGACACACAGAUGCCACUUGUUGCUCCUGUCAUUCUCCCAGAGAUGUAUAAGAUAUUCACCAUGGCCGAGGUGUAUGGUAUUCGAACUCGUUCCCGAGCAGUGGAGAUUUUUACUACCUGUGCUCAUAUGAUCUGUAACAUGGAGGAACUGGAAAAGGGUGCAGCCAAAGUCCUGAUCUUCCCCGUGGUGCAGCAGUUCACGGAGGCCUUUGUUCAGGCGCUCCAGAUGCCGGAUGGUCCCACAUCUGACAGUGGUUUUAAGAUGGAGGUUCUGAAGGCAGUGACAGCCUUGGUGAAAAACUUCCCAAAGCACAUGGUGUCCUCCAUGCAACAGAUCCUGCCCAUUGUUUGGAACACUCUAACUGAAAGUGCUGCCUUUUAUGUGAGGACAGAAGUGAAUUACACAGAGGAAGUGGAAGAUCCUGUGGAUUCUGAUGGAGAAGUCCUGGGCUUUGAAAACCUUGUCUUUAGCAUUUUUGAAUUUGUCCAUGCCCUAUUGGAAAACAGCAAAUUCAAAAGCACGGUUAAGAAAGCCUUGCCUGAGCUCAUCUACUACAUCAUCCUGUACAUGCAGAUCACUGAGGAGCAGAUUAAAGUGUGGACAGCUAACCCACAACAGUUUGUCGAAGACGAGGAUGAUGACACAUUCUCCUACACUGUUAGAAUCGCAGCUCAAGACUUGCUCCUGGCUGUGGCCACAGAUUUCCAGAAUGAGAGUGCAGUGGCCCUGGCUACUGCAGCCACUCGGCAUUUACAAGAAGCAGAGCAGACAAAAACCAGUGGCACCGAGCACUGGUGGAAGAUCCACGAGGCCUGUAUGCUUGCUCUAGGCUCUGUGAAGUCUAUCAUCACUGACAGUGUGAAAAAUGGCAGGAUCCAUUUUGAUAUGCAUGGGUUCUUGACCAAUGUCAUCCUUGCAGACCUCAACCUGUCAGCGUCUCCUUUCCUCUUGGGCCGGGCACUGUGGGCUGCCAGUCGCUUCACUGUUGCUAUGUCCCCUGAACUGAUUCAGCAGUUCCUACAGGCAACAGUUAGUGGUCUUCAUGAGACACAACCCCCAUCAGUUCGCAUCUCUGCUGUGAGAGCCAUCUGGGGUUAUUGUGAUCAACUGAAAGUCUCAGAGAGUACACAUGUGCUUCAGCCCUUCCUCCCCAGCAUCCUUGAUGGCCUCAUUCACCUGGCAGCCCAGUUCAGCUCAGAGGUCCUCAACCUGGUGAUGGAGACCCUGUGCAUCGUUUGUACUGUGGACCCAGAAUUCACAGCAAGCGUGGAAAACAAAAUCUGCCCCUUCACCAUCGCCAUUUUCCUAAAGUACAGUAAUGAUCCUGUUGUCGCCUCGCUGGCUCAGGACAUCUUCAAGGAACUGUCCCAGAUUGAAGCCUGUCAAGGUCCAAUGCAGAUGAGGCUGAUUCCCACUCUGGUCAGCAUAAUGCAGGCCCCGGCGGACAAGAUCCCUGCAGGGCUCUGUGCGACAGCCAUUGAUAUCUUGACUACAGUAGUUCGAAAUACAAAGCCUCCCCUUUCCCAGCUCCUCAUCUGUCAAGCUUUCCCUGCUGUGGCACAGUGCACCCUUCACACAGAUGAUAAUGCCACCAUGCAGAAUGGUGGUGAAUGCUUGCGGGCCUAUGUGUCAGUGACACUGGAACAGGUAGCCCAGUGGCAUGACGAGCAAGGCCACAAUGGACUAUGGUACGUGAUGCAAGUAGUGAGCCAGCUCCUUGACCCACGAACCUCAGAGUUCACUGCAGCCUUUGUGGGCCGCCUGGUCUCCACCCUCAUCUCCAAGGCAGGGCGGGAGCUCGGGGAGAAUCUGGAUCAGAUUCUUCGUGCCAUCCUCAGUAAGAUGCAGCAGGCAGAGACACUUAGUGUCAUGCAGUCACUCAUCAUGGUGUUUGCUCAUCUGGUGCACACUCAGCUGGAACCUCUGUUGGAGUUCCUAUGUAGCCUCCCAGGACCAACUGGGAAGCCUGCCCUAGAGUUUGUGAUGGCUGAGUGGACAAGUCGGCAGCACCUGUUCUAUGGACAGUAUGAAGGCAAAGUUAGCUCUGUGGCACUAUGUAAACUGCUUCAGCAUGGCAUCAAUGCAGAUGACAAGCGGCUACAAGAUAUUCGUGUGAAGGGAGAAGAGAUCUACAGCAUGGACGAGGGCAUCCGCACCCGCUCUAAGUCAGCCAAAAACCCAGAGCGCUGGACAAACAUUCCUUUGUUGGUCAAGAUCCUAAAGCUGAUUAUCAAUGAGCUUUCCAACGUCAUGGAGGCCAACGCUGCUCGCCAGGCUACUCCUGCUGAGUGGAACCAAGAUGAUUCCAAUGAUAUGUGGGAGGACCAGGAGGAAGAGGAAGAGGAGGAGGAAGAUGGUUUAGCUGGCCAGCUUUUAUCUGACAUUCUUGCUACAAGUAAAUAUGAGGAGGAUUACUAUGAAGACGAUGAGGAAGACGACCCUGAUGCCCUGAAGGAUCCUCUCUAUCAGAUUGAUCUGCAGGCGUAUCUCACAGACUUUCUUUGCCAGUUUGCUCAGCAGCCCUGUUAUAUAAUGUUUUCAUGCCACCUUAACGACAACGAGAGGCGGGUCCUACAGACUAUUGGCAUCUAAAAAAGAAAAUCUUCAGCUUGUUCUCCCUCUCCUGGCCCAGCCACAGACAGUUCUACAGCCCUCUCCGGCCUUGAGAUGCACUUUUUCUCAACCUGGAGUGGCUUCUGGCCCUCGGCCUCAACAGUGACACUGACACUCAGCCCUUGCUUACCAGGGCUGGCAUUUUAAAAGCUAAAGCAAAGAACAUUUAUCAAAGUCCUGUGAAGAUACCCCAAACCUGGAACUGUCUUUCUCCCCAGCUCUGCCCCCCUUCAUUCCUAGCAUCCUCUGUUGGGCAGACCAGAAACAUUGAUACCUAGGAUGUGGGUUCCUGAUUAUUUUGCCCCACCUCAGGAGCACAGGAAGUCACUACCAUUAAUAUUCAGAAAUAUACCUGUUUGCUGUCAUAGGA